AGGGCGGUGACGCUUUGUGGGAACCGCGUGACUCCUCCUGCCUCCCGUGUUGCCAAACAGCAGAGCGGAAGUCAUUGUUCAUCCCAAAGGGAAAGAAAUAGGACUGACAUGGAGUCAGAAAGCUUAUAACAUCUCAUCAGAGGCUCAGCUACAGGUAUGGGGUCUGUUCCCAGCAAGUGUGAGGGUAGGGGGGCGGAUUUACCACAAAGUGGGAGUGGCCAGGACAAUGACUGCCAGCCAAUAAUACAGAAGGAGGACAGCAGGAGACACAGCUCUCCAGAGACAGUGCACUGUCCCACCUGCCAGGGAACGGGACGCAUACCCAGAGGUCAGGAGAGCAAGCUGGUGGCUGUCAUCCCCUGCAAUGACCAGAGGCUGAGACCCAGACACACGAAGCUGUACAUGGCGGUGUCCGUGGCGCUGUGUCUGCUGGUCAGCUCCCUGGUGCUGUUCUUCCUGUUCCCCCGCUCUGUCCUGCUCUCUCCUGUCGCCGUCAAGUCCUCCUUCGUCUACUUCAACAAGGAAGAUGUCCAGAUCAACAUCACGAACGUCAUGAACAUCACAAACCACAACUUUCUGGGGGUGCAGGCCACCGACCUGACGGUGCGGGUCCUGAACUUCGACAUGGUGGUGGGAACAGUUUCGAUUAAGAACGUCGCCUCCAUCCAACCCCUGUCCAACAUCAUGUACUCCUUUAUGAUCCCCGUUAAUCUGACAGACCCUGAUCUGAGUGACUACUGUAGGAAAGCUUCCCUGCCCGUCCACAUUCUGUAUCUGCACCUACAGAUUUCUAUGACAGUGUACUACUUGGUCCACUAUGAGCAGCUAUCCCUGGAGACAUAUGAGUACAUCGACUGUGGGUCAAACAGCACCAUACCACACAGUGUGCAGCCCCCACCCCCCUGAUGGAUAGAUGGUGGAUUAAUGAGCACAUAGAGGUAAAGGCAGGACAGAAACUGGGGACAGACUCUUUUUCUUUUCUAUGUCCCUUAAAAGUUGGAUCAUCUUAAUUUGAUAUCAGGAUGCCUUUAACACUCAUCCUGGAUAAAUGUAUGGAUUUAAAGACCUGGAAAGUUAAUGUGAAUUGAGUGACUAUAUGAAGAAUGAACCUCAUGUAGCUAAUGCUAAAAGGCUAACAUGGACAGGAUUUAUGGUUCGGGUUAUUGUUUUUUUUCUUAGCGGAUGCAAUGCAUUAAUUUGAUAAAUCAAUGAAGUCAUAUGUUAAUCAAUAUAAAGAAAAGAACAUGGUGAUGAAGGAUCCUGACGUGAAAUGUAUUUAUUACACGGCUAAGUUGAAUACUUGAUACUGAUUGGUCAGUUUGGAUAUUCAGAGGUUUGCUCUUUUUCGCUAGCAGACUGCUGCUAAGGAAUAAAGACAGCUGCUAAGGAUAACAGACCUUUGUUAAGGAUAACAGACCUUUGUUAAGGAUAACAGACCUUUUUUUAAGGAUACCAGACUGCCGCUAAGAAUAACAGACGAGCGUUGCUAAGGAUAACACACUGCCGCUAAGAAUAACAGACGAGCGUUGCUAAGGAUGACAGACCUUUCUUAAGGAUAACAGACUGACGCUAAGGAUAACAGACGAGCGUUGCUAAGGAUAACAGACUGCCGCUAAGAAUAACAGAUGAGCGUUGCUAAGGAUGACAGACCUUUCUUAAGGAUAACAGACUGCCGCUAAGAAUAAUUGACGAGCGUUGCUAAGGAUAAUAGACCGUUGCUAAGGAGGCUCACAUCCGGUCAAAACAAUCUGCAGAAAGAAUUUCAUUUAAUGUAACCUCUUGUGAGGAUCCUGCAUCACCAUGUUAGUGUCGCUGUUCUCAUUAAUGACCGCCUCGCUGCACAUUAUGCCUUACUUAAAAAACUAAGUGAAUGCCGUUUUAAGAAGCAAUGUUUUUGUGUUGUCCUGAGCUGAAAAAGAUGUUGUAAUGCAAAUAAGUAAGAGAAAAUUCUGUAGCAAAAGUACAAACUAAUGAAACAUCCUAAUGAUUUGAGUUAUGUUAUUGCGUAAUCGCACAGCAGCUGAAGAUGGUGGCUUUAAGCAUUUCCCAUAUACUCUGAUGAUACCUACACAACAAUCUCAACACACCAAUAAAAUGCUUCAACAAAUGUAUAAA
This is a messenger RNA of Eleginops maclovinus (Patagonian blennie), 2115 nucleotides long. Its product is annotated as transmembrane protein 106A-like. Bases 157 to 906 code for a protein of 249 amino acids. The transcript is spliced from 8 exons. Lineage: Eukaryota; Metazoa; Chordata; Actinopteri; Perciformes; Eleginopidae. The record is from RefSeq and is a predicted model, not a curated record.